Molecule: messenger RNA, 14505 nt
Organism: Podarcis lilfordi (Lilford's wall lizard)
Lineage: Eukaryota; Metazoa; Chordata; Lepidosauria; Squamata; Lacertidae
Source: the annotation of a GenBank genome assembly
AACCAUGCUAUCCAUUUUUGGCUAGCGCAGAGCGCAGGGAAAGAGAGGCGGUCUGAACCCCCCCCACCCAGUUCCUGAGCCCCCCCCUCUCCCCUUGGUGGGGUGCAGGUGGUCAUUCUUCCAGUGCCAACCCACGCGCACCCCCACCCGGAUUUUGAAAACCUCUCUAAUUUCAGACCCUUUUUAACCAAGGAUAAAGGAGAAUUGAUUAUUUUUUCGCUCUUCUCCAAAACCCCCCGGUGGUGGUGGGCGGAAUCUAAAGCUGGAAGGAGACCCCCCCCUUUUAAAAAAGCAUGCAUCCCCUUCGCCACUAAUCCCAGCAAGAGGAGGCGAUGGAAAUGUCCUUUUGCAUCCCGGAGCGGCAAAAAGGGGCGAGAUAAGAUUUUUAUAUUAUUUUGGAGAGGGUUGCCUCCUCCCUAGAUGCGCGCGCGCCCCCGCCCCGUUUCCAGCUGCAAAUCGGGGGGUGCCUCGCAGAUGCCGGGCAGGUAAGUUUGAUUUUAUUUUUUAAAAACUGUUUUUCCUCCCCUCCCCUCGUUUUCUUUCUUUUCUUCUGCCACCAUCAUCCCUCUCUCUCUCUCUCUCUCUCUCUCGCACGCAAAUCCCGGCGUCUCUACAUCCACCCCAUUUUGCGUCUCCAGACAAAGGGAUGGUUUGGACUCUGUGUCACGCUGACUGCAAUGAGACCCCCCCCCCAAAAAAAAAGCAAGCAGGGGGCUCUCUCUCUCCCCCCCCCAGCUCAUUCUCUGACAUUUGCAUUGUCCUCUGAGAACCCAUCCCCGAACAAUAGCCGCAAAAUAUCCAACCCCCCAAAAAAUAAAAGGAGAAAAUAAAUCGCAGAAUAGUCCAUUAUUAUUAGGGCGAUUAUUCCCAGCCACACAUCACUUGGGGUUUUGGGGUGGGAAUGGUCUGAGACCCAACAAGACCCCCCUAUUUUAUGCUGCGAUGAGUAUUUUUAUUGAUCAAUUGAUCGAUCGCUUAUAACCGCUCGGUCCUUGAAAUGGAAAAGGGAUUUUUUCUUUUAAAAAGGAUGGAUGAGGCUGUUUGGCCACUUGUAACUUCUGAAAGCAUCCAUUAGCUCUGGGGGGGGGGGGACACACACCUUGGGUUGUGGGUUCCUUCGGAACUCACCGCCACAAGAUGCUGGUGUUGGUGGUUCCUUGCCCGCCUUCGGAACGAAUCGGUUUAUUUCGGUCGCUGACCAGAGAGCUCUACGCCUUUUUUCAAAAGGGAGUGGGCAGUUUAGACGCUGGUUAUUGGUGUUGGCCGCCAAAUGAAACCUCUAUGUGGAUAUGAAGUCUAUCUGCGAGUACCAGGGGCUGGUACAAGGGGGUGCUGUAGGAUUUCUCAAACUGGGAUUGCUGGAUGGAAACGGACCCUGAAACACUUCCCUUACCGGGUUGACUUAAAAAAUAACAAUACAUUUCUAUGGCCAUUUGAUGCAUCCUCUUUCAAUGUUUUCUUUGUCUCCACAACAAGAGCCCUGGAGUCAGAAGCUGGCGGUUUCUGAGCCUCGGUUGGCCACCUCUGUAAAAUGGGUUGAUACUGAUAUUCCUCCUUUCCUGUUAUCCCAUGUUACAGAAGUAGCCAACAGAGCCUCAACAGGGGCUAGAGGCUUGGCACAAACACAGCUAAACCUCAGGUUUGGAUCUGAGCUGGAGAGGCACGAAACAAAUAAUGAAGAACGCAGCGGCUCAGAGCAUGUGCAGAGUGCACACGCCUCCCUAAGUAAAUCCAGAAAACGGAUUUGUUUGGGAUCUGGGGAGGGGACUGGAUUUCAUAAUGAAGGAUGCCUUAAUCUGGGAAAAUCCCAGAACCUGUGAAAUAACUGCUGGGUGAGUUAUUAAAAUUCAUUCAUUCCAAUGGACAACAUGGGCUUAAUCAUUUUUUUAACAACAACAAAAACCCUGUAAUUCACGUUUAAACCUUGAUUUUCUUGUUUUGUUCUAUUUUUUUUAAAGAUAUCUUUUAUUAAAUUUCCAAUUUUACAAUUUCAAAUCAACAUUUUACAAACUUUAAAAUACCCAACGACUUCCAUUCUUCUCUUUCCAUGGUUCGUUUUACAUUUCACACAUCUCUCCAUCUUUCGCUAUGACCGUUCAAAUCGUUUUUCUGCUUUCACAUCCAUCAAAUAUUAUUUCCCCCCGUUUUGUUCCAAUCCAUCCUGGUCUUCGGGAGACAGUGCACAUAUAUUCUGGCCUAUUCGACCUCUUUUUCUUAACAGCAACACGGACCAUUCAUAACACGGGAAUAUUCUUCCCGAUGUGGAGCAGGGGGGGAAGCGAAGGCAAUCAGCAACAAAUCGCUAAAACGCCGUUCGUUCCUCCUGCUCAGGCUGCACAGAAGUAGAAUUUCGGUUCCUGAAGUGUGUGAAAACGGUCCAGGUUCAAGGAUCCCCAGAUGGCGGAGGCGUCAGGUGUCAUCCUGGCGCCCAAGAAUCUUCACUCGGUGGCAAACGGCCAAAAGCCAAGUGCGAAAUACGCCUGGCUAAUUUCGAACUCUGUCUGCUGUGGCUUUCGAGACAGAUGUUGGGCAAGAGAUGUUUCAGAGAGAGAGAGAGAGAGAAAGAAAGAAAGAAAGAAAAAGGAGGUUUUCUCCUUUCCAUUUUUUAAACUGUAUUAUGAAGCCUCUUGCAUUACUUGGGUGCGGGAGUGGAUUAAAUAAGAAAAUACAGAUACGUUAGAUCUGGAAGGGCAUGAUAAUCGAUUCGGAUGGCAUGCGUAUUUAUGGCACAAGAAAGUACAUAAAGGAUUUUGCAACCAUAUAAUUAGGAGAUCACUUUCAAAAGUGUGGGAAUAAUAUAAAGACCUAUUGGAACAAAAGACUCCAGGUGGUUGUCUCCAACAGAGGUAAUGGCAAUCAAAAAAAUAAAUAGGGAGGCGAUAUGACUUACAUAUAGGGACCUAGUAAUGGCAAUAGAUGGCAAAUUAUAAUAUAUUAUGUACGCUAUUAAAUAUAGAAUCGAAAACAAUAAUUUUUUUUUUAAAGACUGUGAGAGAUAUAAAAUAAUGAUAUUAAAACGCUAAAAAAAGGCAACGUCAAGUAUUAAUAAGGGAGAUAAAAGGGGUGAGUUUGCGUUUACACCAGGCGCUGGGGCACCAAAUAUAUAAUGUUAUCUUGUGGUCUGUUAAAUCUGGUGCCAAAUUUUUGGAUGUCCGUAUGUACCAAAAGCAAUAGUUUCCCUUGGUGGCAUGCUGCCAACAACACCCCCCCCCAAAAAAUAGGAUUUCAAUAAGCCCCCACGCUUUUUACUAAGGGUCUGUGAUCGCUGCUAUGACCGCUGGGACUCCGGGUAUCGAUUUGGGCGUUAAAUGGGUCAUUUUGACAGACAGCGGAUCUAUAGGGCCUGGGGAGGGGGGGGGAGACGGACGUGCCUCUAAAUAGGGUCGGAUCCAAUGUCAGUCCCGCUCAGAGUAGACCUGUCAAAAUCAAUAUGCCUACGGCCUGCCCACGUCUGUGGAUUUUAACUGGUUGGAUCCAUUGCUAGUCAAGUUCAGAGUAGACCCAUCGGAAUCGACGGCUAACAGUCCUGAGAGAUCUGCAUUGGCUCGCAGUAUGUUUCCGAGCACAAUUCGUACUGUUGGUGCUGAACUUGAAAGCCCUAAAUGGCCCAGUAGACCUGAAGGAGCAUCUCCACCCCGGACACCUGGGUCCAUCUCCCAAGGGCCUUCUGGGGGUUCCUUUGCUGCGAGAAGUGAGGUUACAGGGAACCAGGCAGAGGGCCUUCUCAGUAGUGGCACCCUCCCUUCAGACAGGGAUGAUUUUGACGCACACCUCUCUCUAAUCUAUAUUAUUAUUAUCAUGGUUAUCUCCCGCUUGGACUACUGCCAUGUGCUUUACGUGGGGCUACCUUGGAAGCUGACCCGGAAACUGCAACUAACCCAGAAUGCGGCAGCUAGACUGGUGACUGGGAGCGGCUGCCAAGGCCACAAAACACUGGUCUUGAAAGACAUGCAUUGGCUCCCAGGACGUUUCCAAGCACAAUUCAAAGUGUUGGUGCUGAGGUUUAAAGCCCUAAACAGCCUCAGCCCAGUAUCCCUGAAGGAGUGUAUUCACCCCGGACACCUGGGUCCAUCUCCCAAGGGUCUUCUGGCGGUUCCCUCCCUGCGAGAAGCGAGGUUACAGGGAACCAGGCAGAGGGCCUUCUCGGUGGUGGCGCCCGCCCUGUGGAAUGCCCUCCUGUCAGAUGUCAAGGAAAUAAACAACUAUCUGACUUUUAGACGACAUCUGAAGGCAGCCCUGUUUAGGGAAGCUUUUAAUGUUUGGUGUUUUUAAUAUUCUAUUGGGAGCCGCCCAGAGUGGCUUGGGAAACCCAGCCAGAUGGGCGGGGUAUAAAUAGUAUUAUUAUUAUUAUUAUUAUGGGUCUCGUUGGUUUCAGCAGGUCUCCUCUGAGUAGGGCUCAAUUGGCUCUGACCGGGAUAGGUCAGCAUGAGACUUUUAAGCUCAGCGUUGUGGGUUUGAGUCCCACACGGGGCAAAGGGGGUUGGGCUAGAUGACCCCUAGGGUUCCCUUCCAGCUCUACAAUUCUGUGGUUUUAACUCCUGCUGGUUUUGGUUCUGUGAUGUCUCGUGGCAGCGAUGAGCAGGACCUAGGCUGAGACCCCUACCCACCAGAUUCCUCUGAAUCCCACCGCUGACACCAUGAUCUCGGCAAAGGACAAGGCCAAGGCUCCGAAAGACAGCAUGACUCUUCUUCCCUGCUUUUACUUUGUCGAGGUAAGCAGAACUUUUCCAUCAUCUAUACAGGUAAAGGUAAAGGGACUCCUGACUGUUAGGUCCAGUCGUGACCGACUCUGGGGUUGCGGCGCUCAUCUCACUUUACUGGCCGAGGGAGCCGGCGUACAGCUUCCGAACCAGAGCAGCGCACGGAAACGCCGUUUACCUUCCCGCCAGAGCGGUACCUAUUUAUCUACUUGCACUUUGACGUGCUUUCGAACUGCUAGGUUGGCAGGAGCAGGGACCGAGCAACGGGAGCUCACCCCGUCAUUGCGGGGAUUCGAACCGCCAACCUUCUGAUCGGCAAGUCCUAGGCUCUGUGUUUAACCCACAGCGCCAUCCGCGUCCCUAUAUCUUUUGUUUAGGAGAACUUUAUUUGGUGGACAUGCAAGAUAACCAAAGCAUUCUGGGGAAUGAUAUAUACAGUGGCACUUUGUUUCCCAAAUGCCCUGGUUCCCUAUCACCAAAAACCCGGAAGUGGGUGUUCCGAUUUUCAAACAUUUUUCAGAAGCCGAACGUCCGACACAACCGUUGGCUAUUGUUUCCAGUGCGCCUGCGCCAAUCAGAAGCCGCGCCUUGGUUUCUGAACAUUUCGGAAGUCAAACGGACUUCCGGAACGGAUAAAGUUUGAGAACCAAGGUACCGCUGUAUUUGGUGCCAUCGAAAUUAUUCCAUCAGGUUUACAGUGGGUUCCCAAAUGCUGAAAGCGCAGAAGUGAGUGUUCCGGUUUUCAAAUGUUUUUUGGAAGCCGGACAUCCAACCCCAGAGUCGGCCACGACUGGACCUAAUGGUCAGGGGUCCCUUUACCCAAAAGAUAGCGCCUUCUUCUUCCCCCUCUCUCCCUUUUGUAUCCCAGCUGCCCAUUGUGGCUUCCUCGAUUGUGACGCUCUACUUUUUGGAGCUGACGGACCUCUUCAAGCCGGCCAAGGUGGGCUUCCAGUGUUACGACCGGGCCCUUUCCAUGCCCUAUGUGGAAACCAACGAAGAGAUGAUCCCAUUGCUCAUGCUGCUCAGCUUGGCUUUUGCGGCCCCCGCGGCCUCCGUAAGUAGCAUUCCGGCCCCUCCUUCCCUCUUGGGUUUUUAUUAUAGCUAUAGUCGGUACAGGAGGCGGCUCUUAAUCUGCGGGUCGUGGGUACGGGUCCCACACUGGACAAAAGAUUCCUGCUUUCUCCAGCUCCUGCGAAAAUAGGGACGUCCUAUAAUUGCAUCCCCUCCAACGUUUCUCCCCUGAAAAUAGGGACGCCCUAUUCCAUCCCCUCCAACGUUCCUCCCCUGAGAAUAGGGACGUCCUAUUCCAUCCCCUCCAACGUUCCUCCCCUGAAAAUAGGGACGUCCUAUUCCAUCCCCUCCAAUAUUUCCCCAGUGAAAAGAGGGACGUCCUAUUCCUUCCCCUCCAAUGUUUCUCCCCUGAAAAUAGGGACGUCCUAUUCCAUCCCCUCCAAUAUUUCCCCAGUGAAAAGAGGGACGUCCUAUUCCUUCCCCUCCAACGUUCCUCCCCUGAAAAUAGGGACGUCCUAUUCCAUCCCUUCCAGCGUUUCUCUUGUGAAAAUAGGGACGUCCUAUUCCAUCCCCUCCAACGUUUCUCUUGUGAAAAUAGGGACGUCCUAUUCCAUCCCCUCCAACGUUUCUCUUGUGAAAAUAGGGACGUCCUAUUCCUUCCCCUCCAACGUUUCUCUUGUGAAAAUAGGGACGUCCUAUUCCUUCCCCUCCAACGUUUCUCCCCUGAAAAUAGGGACAUCCUAUUCCAUCCCCUCCCAUCCCUUGUCAACAAGCCCCGCCCACCUGGGCGGAGAAGUCACCGGGAGGGGAGGGGCUUGCUCUGACCCCGCCCUCUUCCCUCCCUCCCUCUCAGAUCAUGGUGGGCGAAGGCAUCAUCUACUGCUUGCAAUCCAACGUCAAAGGCCGCUCCAGCUCUGAGGGCAGCAUCAACGCCGGCGGCUGCAAUUUCAACUCCUUCCUCCGCAGGACGGUCCGGUUCGUGGGUAAGUUCGUCCCCAACCUCUGGUAAAAGGUAAAGGGACCCCUGACCGUUAGGUCCAGUCGUGGCCGACUCUGGGGUUGUGGCACUCAUCUCGCUUUACUGGCCGAGGGAGCCGGCGUACAGCUUCCGGGUCAUGUGUCCAGCAGGACUAAGCCGCUUCUGGCGAACCAGAGCAGCGAAUGGAAACGCCAUUUACCUUCCCGAUGGAGCGGUACCUAUUGAUCUACUUGCACUUUGACGUGCUUUCAAACUGCUAGGUUGGCAGGAGCAGGGACCGAGCAACGGGAGCUCACCCCGUCGUUGCAGGGAUUCGAACCGCUGACCUUCUGAUCGGCAAGUCCUAGGCUCUGUGGUUUAACCCACAGUGCCACCCGCGUCCUUCUCCCCAUCCUCUGAGCCCCCCCCCCAACCCCACUUUUCAGGGCAUACACAGGGCAGAGACUGUCCGGCGGUCCCUUCUCAUUCAGCCUUGCGAAAAAGAAAAGCACAAAAUUCUUAGCAUCCUCCUUAUGCCCCAAAAGCAGAAAAUUCCGUAGCUCAGUGGCAAACCAUCUGCUUCCUUUUUCCCCCCCUUUGCCAAAUCAUUUUGAUUGAUUUUCCAAAUCUUAACCAAUCAACCAAAACCAAUUCAAUACAGUUUUUCAACAUUCCCACACUCAGUCCAAAAUUUCCUCUUUUUGUGCCUCUUGCUGCCGGAGUUAUUUCUAAUUCGCGUUUCAUUCUCCGUCGUUAUUCUUAGCGGGGAUUUUGGUUUGUUAUUUUUAACCUAUUAUCCUUACCCAUCUGCUAUCUGUUUGCCAGUUCCUGCAUGUGCUAUAUUUUAACACUUCCGAAAGCUGUGGUUGCGCGUGAAAUUGCAGUUGGUCGAUAAUUAUUAUUCCUAAAAUAAACCCCCUUCCUUCUGCGUGCACGAGAACCUAAUAGUUUGCAUUCAUUAGAUGGUCUCCCUUUGCUUCUUAAUUAAGCACGGUCCGCUUUGUCCAAGAGUCUUCCAGCCCAAAUCCACUCUAAUUUCCAGUCCAUUUAUCUCCUUCCUCCUCUCAUGGUCUAUUGUCCAUUUCAAAACAGGAAUUUUAAUGACAUCCACCUUAUUGUAGCACCGGCUUUGCACGCAGGAGAUACCAGGUUUUGAUCCCCGAUGAGCAUGGCUGAGAGUGGAGGGCUGGGGCAAUAAGAACACAGAGAGCUGAUUUACGUCUCAGCUAAACAAGCUCUCGCUUAGGGCCCCACUCUCUUGGGGCCCCCCCAAAAAAUUAAAGGAAAAAAACACCUGGAUGUACAUUUCCAAAAUAUAAUAAACAAAUAAAAUAAAACCUACAUACAGCAAGUGUUUUGUGUUGUGUAGGCUCCUCGGGUGUAAGUCAUGGGCCCUGCCUGCUCCCUAAAAUAUGUCUGGUUUGCUCCUUUCUAUAUAUAGGGUGCCUACAUUCUGCACCCUAUAUGGGUGCAGGUGGCGUGGGUGGGGCUGUGGGUUAAACCACAGAGCCUAGGGCUUGCCGAUCAGAAGGUCGGUGGUUCAAAUCCCCGCAAUGACGGGGUGAGCUCCCGUUGCUCGGUCCCUGCUCCUGCUCACCUAGCAGUUCGAAAGCACAUCAAAAUGCAAGUAGAUAAAUAGGUACCGCUCCGGCAGGAAGGUCAACGGCGUUUCCGUGCGCUGCUCUGGUUCGCCAGAAGCGGCUUAGUCCUGCUGGCCACAUGACCCGGAAGCUGUACGCCGGCUCCCUCGGCCAGUAAAGCGAGAUGAGCGCCGCAACCCCAGAGUCGGCCACGACUGGACCUAAUGGUCAGGGGUCCCUUUACCUUUAUUAAUAUACUUCUUCUUAAUGGCAUUUUAGUCCCACAAUGACUUUGACAAAACACACCUUUUGUGAUGUGCAAAUGUCUUGAGAUACCUAUUCAGUCCAUCAGUCACCAUAUACCAUAUAUUCAACACACACAAAACAGUGACCAUUUGUUGUGGACAAAGGACAGCUGGACACAGAAAGGGCCCCAUUCCCUUCAGGGGCUAAAUCUGGCCCUGUCUGCGGUCCUUGCUUGGCACUAGAAACGGGUCUGGAGAGCUGGGUAAGGACCCCAACCCCAGGCCGGCGGUUUCUCUGCCCCUGGGCUCCAUCCCAGCGGAAAACAAAUCUCUAAUAUCCCGGCAGGUGUGCACGUUUUUGGUCUCUGCGCCACGGCCCUCGUGACGGACGUGAUCCAGCUGGCCACGGGAUACCACGCCCCGUUCUUCCUGACGGUCUGCAAGCCCAACUACACCCUUCUGGGAAUCUCCUGCGACGCCAAUCCGUACAUCACGCAGGAUAUCUGUUCGGGGCAAGACCAGCACGCCAUCCUUUCGGCCAGGUGAGGCCGGGACGCUGUUCCAAAAUUUGGUGGUGACCGGGGUAAUAUAUUAAUAAUGGCGAAAAUGUACAAAACGGGAAACAAAAGUUUGUUGGAAAUGUAAAAAUAAAGAUGGGGACCUUUAUCAUAUGUGGUGGCUAUGCGAGAAAAUGAAAAGAUUUUGGAACCUGAUAUAUAAUGAAUUAAAGAAACUUUUUAGAUACACCUUCCAAAGAAAAACGGAGGCAUUCCUAUUAGGGAUAAUAGGGGAUGAAAUAAAAAAAGAAGACCAUAAGUUAUUUCAAUAUGCAAUGGUGGCAGCUAGGCUGCUUGUAGCACAAAAAUGGAAGUCAUCAGAGAUUCCAACAGUCAUGGAAUGGCGGGCAAAACUUUUUGAAUAUUCUGAAUUAGCAAUAAUGACAAAUAAAAUUCGACACCAAAAAGGGUCAAAGUUCACAGAAGAAUGGAGUAAAUUUGUGACAUAUAUAGCAUUGAACUGUAGAAAUUUAAGAACUACAGCAGGACUAGGAUAAUUCCUGUGACGUGUGUAGAAAAGCAAAAGAAACUGUAAGAGGAGAUGUGCGUUAUGAAAACCGCAACUGGGAGGGAAGGAAGUCGAGGCGUGAUUUAGCGCAAUGUAAAUAAGAUGACAUUAAGAAUUAAUGUAAAGAUUGGGUUUUUGUGUGUGUUUUUUUGGGAAAUGACAAUAAAAAGUAUUUUUUAAAAAAUUCGGUGGUGACCGCCGCCCGCUGGAGCUAAGCGGGGCCCCCCGAAUCGCCCCCACUCUGCACCCCAGUUUGCAGCAAUUGUUCCUGUAUGACAUUUCCUUUUUUUCUUUUCCUUUCCCCAGGAAAACCUUCCCCUCCCAGCACGCCACGCUCUCCGCGUUUGCCGCCGUCUACGUGUCGGUGAGUCCCCGGUCCCCGUCCGCGAUCCGCUGGCUGGCUGAUCAGAACUGGCUGCUGAUUCCUGGGUGGGGUUGAGUACAGUGGUACCUCAGGUUACAUAUGCUUCAGCUUACAGACUCCGCUAGCCCAGAAAUGGUGCUUCAGGUUAAGAACUUUGCUUCAGGAUGAGAACAGAAAUCGUGCAAUGGCAGUGCGGCGGCAGCAGGAGGCCCCAUCAGCUAAAGUGGUGCUUCAGGUUAAGAAUAGUUUCAGGUUAAGAACGGACCUCCGGAACGAAUUAAGUACUUAACCCGAGGUACCACUGUAUUGGCCUGCAACAAGGCCCCCACCCCAAUCUGCUUCGGUUUCAAGCCUUCGCAGCAAGGGUGGCGAAUUUUGCAAUCUUUAAAAUUGCGUUCUUGUUUUUUAAAAUGUUUUUAUUAGCAAUUUCAACAUAACAUAUCAUAUUCAUUAUUUUCCCCCUUUUUUCAUCACCCCCCUCAAACCCUCCCCCAGAGACUUCCCUCAGUUUCUCUCUCUGAUUUCUCAGCACAUCUUAUUCUCUGCAUGUUAUAAAAUUAGACAAAUCCUUACAUUAUCUGUCUACCGUGUCAUCAGUCAAUAAAUCUGUGCAUGCUUAUUCAGAACCUGCCAAUCCAUUUUGUUGUCUUUCUAAGUAAUUUGUGAAAAGUUCCCAUUCUUCUUUAAAGUCACAGUUGUCCUUGUCCCGCAGUUUGUAUGUCAAAUUAGCCAGUUCUGCGUAGUUCAUCCAUUUAUCUUGCCACUGUUCUUUUGUCGGGGUUUCCCCUUAGCUGUGCUCCCCCAACGGGAGCCCACAGCCAUGCCCCCAAUGAGUCCAUAGCAUCUCCGCCCCCCAUCUUUCAUCCCAGACGCCGGGGUCCAGCUCCCAGGGUCUUCUGGCAGAAGUUAAGUUACAGGGAACCAGGCACAGGGCCUUCUUGGUGGUGGCACCCGCCCUGUGGAACACCCUCAAGGAGAUAAAUAACUACCUAUAAUAAUAAUAAUUUAUUAUUUAUACCCCGCCCAUCUGGCUGUGUCUCCCCAGCCACUCUGGGCGGCUCCCAAUCAAAUGUUAAAAACAGCACAGCAUUAAAUAUUAAAAACUUCCCUGAACAGGGCUGCCUUCAGAUGUCUUUUAAAGAUAGGAUAGCUGCUUAUUUCCUUCACAUCUGAAGGGAGGGUAUUCCACAGGGCAGGCACCACCACCGAGAAGGCCCUCUGCCUGGUUCCCUGUAGCUUUGCUUCUCGCAGAGAGGGAACCGCCAGAAGGCCCUCGGCGCUGGAACUCAGUGUCCGGGCUGAGCGAUGGGGGUGGAGACUCUCCUUCAGGUAUACUGGACCAAGGAUGUUUAGGGCUUUCAAGGUCAGCACCAAUGCUUUGAAUUGUGCUCGGAAACGUACUGGGAGCCAAUGCAGAUCUCUCAGGAUCGGUGUUAUGUGGUCCCGGCGGCCACUCCCAGUCCCCAGUCUAGCUGCCGCAUUCUGGAUUAAUUGCAGUUUCUGGGUCACCUUCACAGGUAGCCCCACAUAGAGCGCAUUGCAGUAGUCCAAGCAGGAGAUAACCAGAGCAUGCACUACUCUGGCCAGACAGACCGUGGGCAGGGAGGGUCUCAUCCUGUGUACCAGAUGGAGCUGACAGACAGCUGCCCCGGACACAGAAUUGACCUGUGCCUCCAUGGCCAGCUGUGAGUCCAGAAUGACGCCCAGGUUGCGCACCUGGUCCUUCGGGGGCACAAUUGCCCCAUUCAGGACCAGGGAGUCCUCCACACCUGCCCGCCUCCUGUCCCCCAAAAACAGUCCUUCUGUCUUGUCAGGAUUCAACCUCAAUCUGUUAGCCGCCAUCCAUCCUCCAACCGCCUCCAGGCACUCACAAAAGACCUUCACCGCCUUCACUGGUUCUGAUUUAAAGGAGAGGUAGAGCUGGGUGAGCUACCUGACUUUUAGAAGGCAUCAGAAUUUUUUUUUUAUUUAAAUGUGAUGUUUUAUUACGUUUCAAAGAGCGCCUUCACGACCCCCGCCGUCACUCUUUGCAGAUGUACUUCAACUCAAUCAUCUCUGACAGCACCAAACUCCUCAAACCCAUCUUGGUCUUCGCCUUCGCCAUCGCGGCUGGAAUCUGCGGCCUGACGCAGAUCACACAGUACCGCAGCCACCCCAUCGAUGUCUACGUGGGUUUCCUGAUCGGGUCCGGCAUCGCAGCAUACCUGGCAAGUCUCUUCUCCUAAUACCCCUUUCCUGGACUUUGGGGGGGACACGGGGGUUGGGGGCACCUCGCUGAAGCUCAAGAGGUCUGCGGCGAGUCGGGGCCCGGGUGGGCGAACACGUGGGAAUGUUCAGGGAGACAGGAGAGGAUAUAUUGUUUAUUAAUAUCCUUUCUAAUUUGCUCUGGCAAGUUCUAUAUUACAGGGGCCGGCAAACAUUUUCAGCAGGGGGCCGGUCCACCGUCCCUCCGACCUUGUGGGGGGCUGGACUAUAUUUUGGAAAAAAAUAAUAAUAAUGAACAAAUUCCUAUGCCCCACAAAUAACCCAGAGAUGCAUUUUAAAUAAAGGGACACAUUCUACUCAUGUAAAAACCACACUGAUUCCUGGACCGUCCGCGGGCCAGAAUGAGAAGGCGAUUGGGCCGGAUCCGGCCCCCGGGUCUUAGGUUGCCUACCCAUGCCCUAUAGAGUCCUUAAGUGGCUUCCCUAUCGGUAGGAGGAAACAACAGAGGCCACGCAGACGACACAAAAGGAAAGAGGGAUGAGGAGGGAUGAGGGAACCGAGCGAGCUCAGGCUCCAACUCUUCAACUUGUCGUUUCUGCAACCUCCAGAUGUAAUAUCUGGUUAGACAAUGUGAGAAACGUGAGGCUGGACCAGGCAGAUCUUCCCUACGAGUUAUUUAGGAAAUAGAGGACAUCUUUGCAUGCUCUUGUUAUAAGAAAAAACCUGCUCCUUUUCCUUUAUGGGGUACCCAAGAGCCCGUCUAGAGUCCUUAAGUGGCUUCCCUAUUGGUAGGAGGAAAUAAUAGAGGCCAAGCAGAGAAUAUUGAGAAGCAAAGCAGCUAGUAAGCCUGAUCUUUAUGUUCGCGGCACCGGAAAUCGCUUCUGCACAUGCCCAGACACCAAAAAUUUAGAUAGAAAGAUAGACAGACAGAUAGUGUUUUGGAAAUGUACAUCCAGUUUUUCCCCCCCCCUUUAAUUUUUUUGGGGAGCCCCCAAGAGAGUGGCGCCCUAAGCUGUAGCUUGUUUAGCUUAGACGUAAAUCCAGCACCGGUCUUUAACACCUGCCAUCUCCUGCCCCCAAACAGGCCUACCACGCCGUGGGCAACUUCCGCGCUCCGGCCGAGAAGGCCCCGUUCAACCCCCCCGCCAAGGACGCUUUGCGGGCCCUGACCCAGCGGGGCCAUGACUCGGUCUACCACCAGAACAAGUCGGUCAGCACCGAUGAGCUGAACCCGCAGACCCGGCUGGAGGGCAUCAACCGUCAGGUCCAGCGCGAGAAGAACUCCCUGGGCAGCCUGAAGCGAGCCAGCGUCGACGUGGACCUCCUGGCCCCCCGCAGCCCCAUGGGCAAGGAGAACAUGGUCACUUUCAGCAAUACGCUGCCGAGGGUCAACACGCCCUCGAUGGACGACCCCGCUCGUCGCCACAUGACCAUCCACGUCCCUGUGGACGCCUCGCGGUCCAAGCAGCUGAUCACCGAAUGGAAGCAAAAGUCCGUCGAAGGCCGGGGGAUGACCUUGGCCGAGGAAGUGGCCCGGCGGGUCGGCUCUGAUUGCUUGGUCGGAGAGGACGACGAACAUAUCCCGCCGUCGCUGUACCCCACUGUCCAGGCCCGGACGGCCGAGCGCGCCGCCAUGGGGCCCCGGGUCCUCAUCCAGCCGAGACCCGGAGCGACCCAGCUGGUCCACAUCCCCGAGGAAAGCCAGGCGAACGCAGGGGCCAACAUUUCGCCCAAGAGCAGCUCGGCCGUGCGGGCGAAAUGGAUGAUGAUGGCCGAGAAAGGGUCAGCGUCACAGAGAGUGGCCAACCCGCCGCGCCUGAUGCAGGUCAUCGCCAUGUCCAAGCAGCCAGGGAUGGUUUCGGUGACGCCCAAACAUUCGGAGACGUCUUCGUCGUCCACCAGCUCCGAUUCCUCGCAGUACCGGUCGCCAUCGGAACGGGACAGCUCCAGCGUCGUCACCAUCGACGCCCACGCCCCGCACCAUCCGGUCGUGCACCUGUCGUCCGGGAACGGGCCGUGGGAAUGGAAAGCCACGCAGAAAGUGCCGGACGGGACGGACGCUUACGAGCUGAACGACAUGGCCAAGGAUUUCCGUGGCUUCCGGCCGGCCAAGAGCGCCGGCGUCUCUCCGGGGUCGUCGGUCAGCGACAUCGAACAAGACGAGCCGCGGUACGGCAGCGUGGCCACCAUCAACGUGGCGGCAGGAGUGGGGGGCGGCGAGACCAGCCCGGCGGAAAACAUGCUGGGGGGGCCCAGCCGUGAGUCGACUCUGCGCCGCAAGCCGACGAGCCUGACGGUCGGAGAGAAGGAUGGCCAGGCGGAGGAGACAGAAAACUUCUACAAGAAGAUGCAAGUUAACCGGCGGUUCAAAGACUAG